Molecule: messenger RNA, 1472 nt
Organism: Drosophila guanche
Lineage: Eukaryota; Metazoa; Arthropoda; Insecta; Diptera; Drosophilidae
Product: spermine oxidase-like
Exons: 1
Coding region: 6-1421 (471 amino acids)
Molecular function (GO): polyamine oxidase activity
Source: RefSeq, a predicted model, not a curated record
CAAACAUGACUGCCACUUGGAGCAAAAACAAGCACACAGCUCGCAUUGUGAUCAUUGGAGCUGGUGCAUCGGGCAUUGCGGCUGCCACGCGCCUGCUGGAGCAGGGCUUUCGGCAUGUGCAGCUGCUCGAGGCGGAGGACCGCAUUGGGGGACGCAUACACACGAUUCCCUUUGCGGAUAAUGUCAUCGAUCUGGGUGCACAGUGGUGUCAUGGGGAGCAGGGCAAUGUGGUGUACCAGCGGGUAAAGGAUUUGGAUCUGCUGGAAAGGUCCGGCGAUUCUGCCAUGCACUUUGUUCGCUCAAACAAGGACACGCUUGGAGAGGAUCAAGCCAAGGCGCUGCAGAACUUCAUGGACACCUCCACCACAAUUACUGAUGCUGACUACGAGGGGUCCGUGGGUGAUUACCUCACCCAGAAGUACUGGCAGAACUUCCCCAACAUGGAUCGCACCGUGGCCAAGGAGGCCCUGGACUGCAUCAAGAAAAUAUUCUGCAGCUCUGAAGCCUGCGAUCAUCUCUUCGAGCUGUCGCCGCAAAACUUUUUGACCUUUGACGAGUGCGAGGGCGAUCACAAUCUGAACUGGCGGGACAAGGGCUUCAGGCAGUUCCUCCGAGUGCUGAUGAAUGUCCAGCAGGAUCAGCAUGAGGAUUUGGGCACACUCAAGGGUCACGUGCUGCUCAACAAACGCAUUGCGGAGAUCAACUGGCAGGGCACCGAAGAGCUCCAGAUUCGCUGUUGGAAUGGUGAGAUUAUCACAGCGGAUCACAUCAUCUGCACCGUCUCCCUGGGAGUGCUGAAGGAGCAGCACAAACAGCUCUUUGUACCCGCCCUACCAGCGGCAAAGGUUCGCGCCAUCGAAGGACUUCGAUUGGGCACAGUGGACAAGUUCCUGCUGGAGUUUGCCGAGCAGCCAAUGCCGGAGAAAAUGCUGAACUUCAGCUGCCUCUGGCUGGAGGCCGAUCUGCAGGAGCUGCGUGGCACCGAACACUUUUGGCUGGAGGGAAUAUGCGGCUUUCAUCGAGUUGCUCAUCAACCGAGGCUGAUAGAGGGCUGGAUCAUUGGAUCGAGUGCACGCCACAUGGAGACUCUCACGGAGGAGAAAGUGAUCGAGGGCUUGCUCUGGCUCUUCCGUAAGUUCUUGCCCUUCGAUGUGGCCCAUCCGAAGCGCUUUCUGCGCACCCAGUGGCACUCCAAUCCCAACUUCCGUGGCAGUUAUAGUUAUCAACCCACGUACGCGGAUGAGCUGCGCACGGGUCGCUGGGACCUGCAGUUCCCACUGGCGACUGUCUCCGGCCGCCCUCGACUGCAAUUCGCGGGUGAGGCGACCAGCAGGAAGCACUUCAGCACGGUGCAUGGUGCCACAGAGACGGGCUGGCGUGAGGCGGAUCGCCUGAAUGAAUUUUACAAAGUUAGAGCUUGAACAUGGCUGGGGAAAUGUCUUUGAAUAUGAACUGAAACUUUGCUAAUCGAA